CCAAAAGAAGAGAAAGCAAUAGUUCAAGGCUCAAACGUCGUCGUCUUUUGCGUCUCUCCUCCCAAAUUGAUCUAAUAUCUUGUCGUCAUCUUCUGGGUUUCAUCGAUUUGGCUGUGGAAAAAAGCUUCAAAGGGGGAAAGAACACAACAUGAGGGCCAUAUUUUGUGGCAAUCUGGAGUUUGACGCUCGCCAGUCAGAUGUUGAGCGGCUUUUCAGAAGAUAUGGGAAGGUUGAUAGGGUGGACAUGAAAUCUGGCAGGAUACUUGGAAAUUCCUAGAUCUUCCUGGAUGAAGGGUUCUCUGCCUUUCUUUUUUUGGCUUGUGCCCAAGAUACAUACUCUUAUGUUUAUCUAAAAGAACCAAUAUGAUCUGCCAUGGUUCUACCAUCGUACAAUUUACUGAGACCAUUGCCUUUGCAUUCCUCAUGACCUUUGCUCAGUCCUCGAUAUCCGACAUGUUUCAACAUAGAUAGCAUGACCAUCUCGGAUCCAGUGGCAGCUGUUGAGUUCCUUCAUACAGAUUUUUCUUUCCCCUUCCCCCCUUCCCCCCUCAUUCGUGGGGGGUUUUGGGUGGAUUUGCUUUCAUUUAUAUGGAGGACGAGCGAGAUGCUGAUGAUGCAAUUAGAAGGCUUGACAGGAUAGAGUUUGGUAAAAAGGGACGCAGGCUUCGUGUAGAAUGGACUAAGCAGGAUCGUGGUAGUAGGAGGCCUGAAAUUUCCAGAAAACCUGCUGCAAAUACUAGACCUUCAAAGACUUUAUUUGUCAUCAACUUUGAUCCAGUUCAUACUCAGACAAGGGACAUAGAGAAGUAUUUUGAACCAUAUGGUAGAAUAUCAAAUGUUCGAAUUAGAAAGAAUUUCGCGUUUGUUCAGUAUGAGUCGGUGGAUGAUGCUAGCAGAGCAUUAGAAGCAACAAACAUGAGCAAGUUCAUGGAUCGAGUUAUUUCUGUGGAAUUUGCAAUUCGAGACGAUGAUGACAGGAGAAAUGGUCGCAGUCCUGACAGAAGAGGCCGUGACAUGUCGCCUGACAGAAGAGGUUAUGACCGUCGGCGUUCCCCUAGCCCAUAUAGAAGGGAUAGGGGUAGUCCUGACUAUGGACGUGGGGCACCUCUAAACUCAAGGCCUCAGACCAGGAGAAGUCCUGAGUAUGGUCGAGCAGAAAGUCCCGUCAAUGAGAGAUAUCACAGUCGUUCACCACCUCCACGUGAGAGGUCUCGAUCUUGAGAAGAAACUUCCAACCAAAGAUUUCAUAAGAAAGAAACACCUUCCAAUUCAAGAAAGAAGUAUCAGUUGUUUAUGCUGUCUGUAGGUCUCAUCGUCGUCUGGAGUUUUUAGCUUUAACUUUGGGUAGUCAACCUGCAGAUUUUUACUAUGUUGUACCAUUUUGUACUUUAGUUUGAACUUCAUUUCUAUUGGGUGAGUAUGUUGUGUACACUAGUAUUUAAAAUACUACUCAUUGUUGCUUUAGCUGAAAAGGAGAAUGUUCUUAGAAGCUCCUUUAUUCUAUUUUUUCUGCUCUUUA
Solanum pennellii is the source of this 1519-nucleotide messenger RNA. Its product is annotated as serine/arginine-rich splicing factor RS41-like. The record is from RefSeq and is a predicted model, not a curated record. Gene Ontology annotation, biological process: mRNA splicing, via spliceosome. The transcript has 7 exons. Gene Ontology annotation, molecular function: RNA binding. Gene Ontology annotation, cellular component: nuclear speck. NCBI's taxonomy places the organism in Eukaryota, Viridiplantae, Streptophyta, Magnoliopsida, Solanales, Solanaceae. The coding region runs from base 589 to 1221 and encodes 210 amino acids.